UGUAGCACGCUGGCAGCCUGUGUGAGAUGGCGGUCGGCAGUCAGAGCGUUUAGCUCUCCUUAACCCUCUAACUCUAACCCUGGUAGGAACGUUCUGCCUCAUUUAUCCCGGAUUCUGGCCCGAGGUAUGGAGGGGGGCAAACCGAGCCUGAACCUGGUCUACCAGGCGGUCCAGGCUCUGUACCACGACCCGGACCCGGCCGGGAAGGAGCGGGCGUCGGUGUGGCUCGGAGAGCUGCAGAGAUCGAUGUAUGCAUGGGAGAUCUCAGACCAGCUGCUGCAGCUCAAACAGGAUGUGGAGUCGUGCUACUUCGCUGCUCAGACAAUGAAAAUGAAAAUCCAAACGUCUUUCUACGAACUUCCACCUGAGACCCACAAUGCACUGCGAGACUCCCUGCUGACCCAUAUCCAGAACCUCAAAGACCUGUCGCCCAUCAUCGUCACACAGCUCGCUUUAGCCAUCGCAGAUCUCGCUCUACAGAUGGCCUCGUGGAAAGGAUGUGUUCACACGCUCAUAGACAAGUACAACAAUGAAAUCAGCUCUAUGCCUUUCCUCAUUGAGAUUCUCACUGUGCUGCCAGAGGAAGUUCACAGUCGAUCUCUGCGAAUCGGAGCCAAUCGUAGGACAGAAAUCAUCGAGGAUCUGGCGUAUUAUUCCAGCACCGUGGUCACUCUGCUGACGACUUGUGUGGAGAAGACGGGGAAUGAUGAGAAGAUGCUCAUCAAGGUGUUUCGAUGUUUGGGCAGCUGGUUCAACCUGGGAGUCCUUGACAGUAACUUCAUGGCUAGUAACCAGCUGCUCAUGGUGCUUUUCCAAGUCCUGCAGAGGGAUGAGACAUCCACAAACCUCCACGAGGCAGCCUCAGACUGCGUGUGCUCGGCUCUGUAUGCCAUCGAGAACGUAGACACUCACAUGCCGUUAGCUUUGCAGCUGUUCCAGGGCGUCCUGACGCUUGAGACGGCGUAUCACAUGUCUGUAGCCCGGGAAGAUCUGGACAAAGUGUUGAACUACUGCCGGAUCUUCACCGAACUCUGUGAGACCUUCUUAGAAACAACCGUCAGGAACCCGGGACACGGCAUGGGCGACCUCAGGACGCUGGAGCUGCUGCUGAUCUGUGCAGGACACCCGCAGUACGAGGUAGUGGAGAUCUCCUUUAACUUCUGGUAUCGCCUCGGAGAACAUCUUUAUAAAAUAAACGAUGCAGCUCUCAACACCAUCUUUAGACCGUACAUCCAGAGGCUUCUACACUGUUUGGCCCGACACUGUCAACUCGACCCCGACCACGAGGGAAUCCCAGAGGACACAGACGACUUUGGCGAGUUCAGAAUGAGAGUCUCCGACCUUGUUAAAGAUGUUAUUUUUCUGGUUGGUUCCAUGGAGUGUUUCUCCCAGUUGUAUUCCACGUUGAAAGAGGGGAAUCCUUCAUGGGAAGUGACAGAGGCGGUUCUUUUCAUCAUGGCUGCCAUUGCAAAGAGCGUAGAUCCGGAGAACAACCCCACGCUGUCUGAGGUUCUGCAGCAGGUGGUGCUACUUCCUGAAAGCGUUCACAUUGCGGUGCGGUAUACGAGCAUCGAGCUGGUCGGAGAGAUGAGCGAGGUGGUGGAUAGAAACCCUCGGUUCCUUGACCCCGUGUUGAGCUACCUGAUGAAAGGUCUCAGAGAAAAACCUCUGGCGUCAGCGGCGGCGAAGGCAAUCCAUAACAUCUGUUCAGUGUGCAGAGAUCACAUGGCUCAGCACUUCCAGGGUCUGCUUGAAAUUGCACGCUCGCUCGACUCCUUUGCCCUGUCCACCGAGGCCGCUGUGGGACUGCUGAAAGGUACGGCUCUUGUCCUGGCUCGUCUUCCUCUGGAGAAAAUCGCAGAAUGUCUCAGUGACCUUUGUGCUGUUCAGGUGUUGGCUCUUAAAAAGCUUUUGGCUGAAGAAUCUACAAAUGGUAAAUCAGCUGAUCCCACAGUGUGGCUCGACAGAUUGGCUGUUAUCUUCAGACACACAAACCCCAUUGUAGAGAACGGACAGACACACCCAUGUCAGAAAGUUAUACAGGAGAUCUGGCCUGUCCUGUCAGAGACUCUGAACACUCAUCAGGCUGAUAACCGGAUCGUAGAGCGAUGCUGUCGCUGUCUCAGGUUCGCUGUACGAUGCGUUGGGAAAGGCUCCGCCUCCCUGCUGCAGCCUCUGGUCACUCAGAUGGUGAGCGUGUACCAGGUGUAUCCACACUCCUGCUUCCUCUACUUGGGCAGCAUCCUGGUGGACGAGUACGGCAUGGAGGAGGGCUGUAGGCAAGGCCUUCUCGACAUGUUACAGGCUCUGUGUAUGCCGACCUUCCAGUUGUUGGAGCAGCAGAAUGGUCUGAGGAAUCAUCCAGACACUGUGGACGACCUGUUCAGGCUGGCCACCAGGUUUGUCCAGAGAAGUCCGGUCACUUUACUCAGUAGCAGCGUCAUUGUUCACAUCAUCCAGUGCGCCAUUGCUGCAACCUCAUUGGACCAUCGAGACGCCAACUGCAGCGUGAUGAAGUUCGUCAGAGAUCUGAUCCAUACAGGGGUCGCCAAUGACCACGAGGAAGACUUUGAGCUGAGGAAGCAGCUGAUUGGUCAGGCCAUGGAGCAGCAUGGUCAGCAGCUCAUCACUCAGCUCAUGCACUCGUGUUGUUUCUGUCUACCGCCGUACACGCUGCCCGACGUCGCCGAGGUUCUGUGGGAGAUCAUGGUGUUCGACAGACCUACGUUCUGUCGCUGGUUAGAGAUCGCACUCAAAGGUUUACCCAAGGAAACCACGGGAGGAGCCGUGACUGUCACCCACAAACAGCUGACAGACUUCCACAAACAGGUCACCAGUGCUGAGGAGUGUAAACAGGUGUGCUGGGCCAUCAGAGAGUUCACCAGACUGUUCCGAUAGCUACAACCGUCACACAACACAGGUUAAAUCUUUUUUUGACCAACUUUCAGAGGUGACGGCAAAAAUCUGCGACUGCAGACGGCGAUCCAAAGGGACGAGAUGAUGAUCACGAUGACGAUGGAGGAGGGACUUUGAAUGUGAAACACAAAGCAUCACUCUGAAGGACAAAGUCAAGACUGAUUGGACACGACAAGUCCUCAAACCCCAACCCCUAACCUCACCUGCAGCAGGCGCGAGGUGGGCGGGGUCGGGUCCUGCAGGUGGGCGGAGUAAACGAAUGAACUGAUGCGGAUCAGUCCUGUUGGAUCUUCAUCAGUUUUAAAUCGUAGGAUGUGCCUGGUCAACAGUUUUUAAGAGAACAUUUAUUUUUGAGACUUUGGUCGAGAUGUUUCUGUCAGUGCCAUAAGCAGAGCCAAAAUAUUUCCCAUGUUGCUCUUGGCUGAACGGCUGCCUGCACGGGCUGAAUGCUGGAGGAUUUGACGUCACCUUUGACCUUUUAACUUCUGUUGAAUUUUAGUUGUUUUUUUUUUUUCACAAAGUGAGAUGGAGUAAACUCUGAGCGCGGAGACGGACGGAUUGACACCAUGACAUCGUUGGUGAUGUAGCCUUGUUGAAAACAAUAAAACAACAGCUGAAACAUCAA
Messenger RNA from Cheilinus undulatus (humphead wrasse), 3541 nucleotides. RefSeq names its product transportin 3 (gene tnpo3). Gene Ontology annotation, molecular function: small GTPase binding. The transcript is spliced from 23 exons. NCBI's taxonomy places the organism in Eukaryota, Metazoa, Chordata, Actinopteri, Labriformes, Labridae. Gene Ontology annotation, biological process: protein import into nucleus. Gene Ontology annotation, cellular component: cytoplasm; nuclear membrane. Bases 127 to 2898 code for a protein of 923 amino acids. The record is from RefSeq and is a predicted model, not a curated record.